AUCUGCGGCUGCCUUUAAGUGGCCGGAAGUCUGAAGCGGGUGUCUCUCUUUGUGUAGUGAUUUUUUAUUCAGUGUGAAGCAGCCACGCUCUAACCACGCUCCGGUGCGUGCGUAUGGUGUGAUCAUGCCGAUGAGUCUGCAUACGGGAGAAGAUCAAUUGAUCGAGUGCGCGCGUAGAAAGGCCAUGCUCAAUUAGACGUUUUCAGCUUGCAAUCACGAGAAAACAUACGAGAACGUGGAAGUAUAGAACGGUGAACUCGGUGACACAAUCUCACUUACCUCAAGGAUGUCGAUACUGGAUAGCAGCUGGUCGGACUUUGAUUCCGCCUCAAUGUACUCGAAUGAAUGUAGUUUCGAUAUCAGCGGUACACCGGGCACAACAGGCAAUUCAACCACAGCGACGGUAGCAACAGCGGCUCGUCUACGACCGAAAAGUAACACAUCUUCCGAGCGUACCGAUUCGUACCGCUUCUCAAUGGCGAACCUGGAGGAAACGCAAGAGGCGGAGCUGGAUGCCAUAUUGGGCGAACUGAGCAUACUGGAAGAGCGUGGUGAUCUGCGCCAUGGUCGUAGUCACAGCCGUACCAACUCCACAAUAUCCGCGGCUACCAACACGACGCUCUCGUCGGAAAGUGGCUGCAGCAGUGUGGCAGCCGAUACAGUCUGCAGUGGUGGUAGCAUUGCAAGCGGCAUGGGUGUCGGAGGGGUCGGUGGAGCAAGCAUCAGUUUACACCGGGAACCACGCACCGACAGUCCGGACAAUGAUUCCGCCUUCAGCGAUACGGUGUCGCUGAUGUCGAGCGAAUCGUCCGCUUCUAGCAGUGUAAGCAGCUCCCAUCUGAAGCACCUGCAGGCGGCAGCUGGAGGAAUAGUGGCGCAUAGUGCUGCGGCGGGACCAACAGCCAACCAGCAAAAUUUGUCAGAUGGUGGCAAACAGGCUAAAAUUCACCUCGCACUACAAAAGCUAGAACAGGCGUCGGUACGGCGACUGUUUGUGAAGGCGUUUACGGCCGACGGUGCCUCCAAGUCACUGCUGGUCGACGAAACGAUGAGCUGCGGGCACGUAACGCGGCUGUUGGCAGACAAAAACCACGUCCAGAUGGAGCUUACUUGGGCCAUCGUAGAGCAUCUGCCUGAGCUGCAGAUGGAGCGACUGUUCGAGGACCACGAAAUGCUGGUAGACAACUUGAUGCUGUGGAAUCGGGACUCGAAGAAUCGGGUGCUGUUUCUGCAGCGACCGGAUAAGGUAGCAUUGUUUAAGACACCCGAAGCUUUCCUGCCCGGUACACAGAUGGCUCCCGGAAGUGAACACGACGAGCAUACGAGGACAAUGUUGCUGGAUGAGUUCUUCAACAGCGGGAGCCAAAUCACGCUGGAAGGGCCCCUAUAUAUGAAGAACGAUGCCAAAAAGGGCUGGAAGAAAUAUCACUUUGUGUUGCGGGCAUCCGGGUUGCAUUACUAUCCGAAGGAAAAGACACGUUCCGCAAAGGAUCUGCUCUGUCUGGCACUGUUUGCCGGGCACGAAGUGUACCGUGGACUUGGGUGGAAGAAGAAACACAAAGCCCCGACAGACUAUACGUUCGCGUUGCGCUGCCCGAAAGUACCGCCCGGUGUGAAAGGCAUACGGUCGGUCAAGAUGCUGUGUGCUGAAGAUGCGUCCACGCAAGAAAACUGGAUAACUGCCAUACGCGUUAUGAAGUAUGGCAAGAAGCUUCUAGACAAUCACCGAACGCUGUUGGAUGAUCUGGCUCGGGAAGAGCUAGACAAACUCAGCUCUGCUCGGAGCAGCUCCAUUGGGAGCAUUGUAUCGUCCGUUCCUUCACAGUGCAGCACGGGAAGCAGCAACAGUAGCGGAAGUGGUAGCAAUCAUCUCCUUGUUCCUCUCAACACAACCAAUGGCAGCAAUGGUAAUGGGUGCGCGUCCAACGGAAAUGGACGUCUCUCGAGGGCGUCAUCGUCAAGCUCGAGCGGAUGUCUGUCGGACGAGAACAACGGGUUCGAUUCCGAGUUCCCAACGGGCACCAUUAAGCGCAAACCCUCGAUGAAACCAAAUCUUCCACUCACCUCGAUGACACGCCAGCUGAAGGAGGUCGGUGAGACAACGCGACUGAAAGAUUCACCCGGUGCCGGAUCUACGGGGUCGGGUUCGAUAGGUGAUGGUGGUACUCUGACGCGACGUCACAGUCGACGAAGGAGUGAAGAAAGUACCGGCAGCGGUACUCUUAAACGACGCCCGAUUCCAACGCAAAAUCGUGGAUCGAUCGAAAGCAUGAGUUCCUCCGCCUCAACGCCAACGCCCGUGGGUAGUGUGUUGAACACGCCGGUCAAUUUUGAACCACCGGUUACAAUCCUGAGCCCAUCCGCUCAUCCAACUAUUAUAACACCGAACGGCGUUGGCCCCGGAACGAUCGUUGAACCGAUACCGUCCUGCAUGACUGAUUCGACAUUUUCGCUUCCGCCACCACCGCCUCCACCCGCUUCAGACGAUCCGGCAAUAAUGGGAGCGAACUUCUCCGGUUCUACGCUCUCGCUUGAUUCGCUACCGCCUCCGCCACCGCCGAACGAACUUGACAACUCAUUCAGUGGAUCUCAACUGUCGCUGGCUUCUGUGCAAUUACCUCCACCGCCACCACCGUCGGUAUCGGCAGGUUCUUCCAUGUCAACCGUGCAGUCUUCCUCCGUGCUUCCUGCAGUGAGCACAACAAACAACACCAAUGGUGUUGGUACCGUACGCCAGCAGGAACCGCGUUCAAUCAAUGCGACACCGUCAGUGGCGCAGUCCAUCAUGAAGCUGAACAGCCACAGUCACACGUUACCGAACCCAACACCUGCCGCCAUCUUGAAAAAGGAACCAAUCUACUCCAAAACUCUGAAGCCAUCAGCACUGAAAGCUCCUCCAUACAAGGCACCGCCACCAUACAACGGUUGUGAUGGUUCCGCUUCCGAUGUACCGGCGGCUCCAGCGAAGAGUGUGUCCUUCGCCGAGUCCCCCGUGUUGUUGCGACGCAAGGUGUGCUUUGAGGAUGAAGUUUCAGAAGUACCACCCUCGCCGAGACGUCUCUGUGCCACAUACAGCGUUGGUCCUCCGGCUCCACCACCCAGAGCGGAAGCGACACGCCUUUCCACAACAUACACUUCGCCGAAACGAUUAAGCGAAUCGAGCGCCAAUCCUCCUCACGAUUUUCUCAAAGAUCUCCAGCGUGUGAUGAACAAAAAGUGGCAGGUAGCGCAAAAAUGUAAGCUAGAACCAGCGACCACUCCACACGAAGUGCUCGGCUUCCGUGACAUUCACGGUGGUAACGAUCUGUACUCGUCGGCUACACCCUACUACCGUGAGACGGCCAACGUAAGCAACUGGGUGCAGGAACACUACGGUGGUGCUCCGGACGGUUUAUACGAGAAUCUUGGCAGCAACAUGGGCAUGGAACCGAACUAUCCCAUCGUUCCGAACGUAGCGAACGUUCCGCUGCUCCAGCAACUUCCGACCGGUAGCCCUUUGCCUUCUGGAGGUAGCGUGAAGAAGCGCCCACCUCCACCUCCACCAAAGCGCAGCGAGAAGACACAACUGACCACUACGUCUACAUCUGCUGUUGGCCACACGGGUCCCACAGUAUCACAACCCGGCCCGUCUCCUCAUCUCCAUCAUCACCAUCAUCAUCAACAGCUGCUGAAUCAUCAAUAUCUACAGCAGCAGCAACAACAGCAACCACAUCAACCACCACCAACCCAUCAGCAGCGGGUCUGAACCCUACUGUGCCUGUAUUGGCCACAAUGCAGGAAAGAAAGUGCUACCAAAACCGAUACGUACUAGCGACGUGGUACGUGGUAGGCAUGACGCCUAAAUACUGUGGCGAACGAUAUCCCGGUUCUUUACAGGUUUAUCCUUUAUAGUUUAUUCCACUCUUUUUAAGCGCUUUUGUUCUAUCUACAAAACCGCUGCGUCCGCUGCGUCGAUUGGGGAUUGGGGGAUCCAAAAGGAUGCUACUUGGCGGUGACGCCUUCUACUAAGCGUCUUGGUUCGAUCGAUCCCGGUUGAUGAUGCCCAAAUCAGCGCCCUCUUGUGGGGGCCUGAGGAAUUCUUAUCCUAACUAUACCGUUCCUACCACGAUCGCGUCGUUACAAAGUGACUGGCCUAAAUGGGAUGGAUGGGCGAUGUAGCGAAAAGAACACUUACGCAUAUUGCACAUAUACACGCGAACUAUGCGAACCGAAAGUCUGCUUAGAAAAAGAAUGGAAUGUUCUUCCUAGUUACUAACUGUUACGCCAAUAAGGUUAGGAAUGAUCUUGAAGCUUGUAGGCGAAAUCGAGUAAUUUAGUAGAUGCGCAAUCGAUCAAUCAUUAUUGUGAUUAGGUAGCAAAGCAAAUGGAUACCGCUAACACUAACGCAGCGACGAAGCGAAACACAAGUGCGUUGUUUAAGUAUAAUUUAUUUAAACUCUUUAUUCAACUCAA
This is a messenger RNA of Anopheles moucheti, 4452 nucleotides long. It is a transcript of the gene pico, whose product is annotated as abnormal cell migration protein 10. NCBI's taxonomy places the organism in Eukaryota, Metazoa, Arthropoda, Insecta, Diptera, Culicidae. The coding region runs from base 287 to 3745 and encodes 1152 amino acids. The transcript is spliced from 4 exons. Gene Ontology annotation, biological process: signal transduction. The record is from RefSeq and is a predicted model, not a curated record.